Dothidotthia symphoricarpi CBS 119687 is the source of this 1653-nucleotide messenger RNA. RefSeq names its product iron reductase domain protein. NCBI's taxonomy places the organism in Eukaryota, Fungi, Ascomycota, Dothideomycetes, Pleosporales, Dothidotthiaceae. The transcript is spliced from 6 exons. The record is from RefSeq and is a predicted model, not a curated record. Gene Ontology annotation, molecular function: microtubule binding. The coding region runs from base 1 to 1653 and encodes 550 amino acids.
AUGGCCGGCUCCAACAUCUUCGCGGUGUAUACCUCUGCAGAUGGAAACAACGUGACGCUGUCACCGCGGUUGGGAACUGGCACCCAGAUGCCCAAUUUCAACGAUGAUGCAGAAGUGGAAUUACUCGAGGGCUCUGGAGUUUCGAAUGGUGUCAUGACUGCCAAUGUCAAGUGCUCGAGCUGCAGUUCGUGGUCUGGUAACACUGCAGACUUUACGGCUGGGAGUGGGAGCUGGAUAUAUGCCUACCAGGCAUCCAAUGGACCCAAGAAUACCGACGAUCAAUCAGCUACGAUUCGCCAACACAGUGACCGUGGUGUCUUCUCAUGGAAUUACGCCAGUGCGAAGGGAGGUGACAGCGUUAACCCGCUUGUCAAUGCGGCGUCCUCAGGUACCGCAAGUGGAACUGCUACUGGAACGGCAGUCACCUGUUUCACCGUCAUAGAAUCCGGCAACGCCUCCAACCGAACGAAGAUGCUUAUCGCCCAUGGCGUCCUUGCAGCUCUCGCAUUUGUGAUUCUCUUCCCCGCAGGCGCAAUUGCAAUCCGUCUCGCGUCGUUCCCAGGCGUGGUCAUGCUGCAUGCCGCAUUUCAGUUGUUCGCAUACCUAGUCUACAUCGCAGGCUUUGGACUGGGCGUAUACAUCGCUAUGGAGAUGAACCUCCUUGACCACUACCAUCCAAUCAUCGGCAUCCUAGUCUUCGUACUCGUCUUCUUCCAGCCCAUACUAGGGUUCCUCCACCACCUGCUCUUCAAGAAAUACCAAAGCCGCACGUUUUGGUCCUACGCGCAUAUCUGGGUUGGGCGCAUCGCCAUCACCCUCGGUAUCAUCAACGGCGGUCUGGGUCUGCAGCUCGCGGACUCGAUGGGUAUGAGUUCCAAGAAGGGCAUCAUCGCGUAUGGAGUCGUUGCUGGUGUCAUGUGGUUGGCGUGGAUUGCGGCGAUCGUCAUUGGAGAGAGGAGGAGAAAGGCAAGAGGCGUGGCGGGUGCGCCUACGAAGUAUUACGAGGCCACCUCCAACAACACUAACAAACCCGCAGACGAUGUCCCCAUGUCGCGAGUCAAGUUCAACGCCAACACCGAGUAUGCAUACCUGCAAAACUUCAAGAUAUUGCAGAAUACGUUCGCAAAGCACCAGGUCGACAAGCCUAUCCGCGUCGAGUCGCUGGUAAAGUGCAAGAUGCAGGACAACCUCGAGUUCCUCCAGUUCGUCAAGCAAUACUGGGACCAGCACUUCCCUGGCCACGACUACGACCCUGUCGCGCGUCGUAAAGGACAGGCUGGCCUUGCCUCGACCAGCGCCCCUGCACCCCGCGCCGCCGCCCCCGCCGCCGCCCGAAGAGCACCCGCCGCCAGCAACACCGCCGCGCCCAGGACCCGCACACCGAUGGGCGCCGGAGGAGGAGCCGCCAGCGCCGCGCUGCGAGAAGAGAACACGCAACUCAAGGAGACAGUCACUGGUCUGGAGCGCGAGCGCGACUUCUACUUCAGCAAACUCCGCGACAUCGAGCUGCUGAUCCAGCAGGCCAUGGAGGCCGACCCCGAGCUCGAAAAGGACGAGGGUCUACUCAAGCAGAUCCAGAACAUCCUCUACUCGACCGAAGAAGGGUUCGAAAUCCCCCCAGAGACCGAGGGCGCCGAGGAAGAAACCUUCUAG